AUGGUUCUUCACUUAUAUAUCGAUUGGAUAUCCCAGCCUUGCCGUGCCGUUGCUAUGUUACUGAUGGAGAAUAAUAUUGAACAUCAAGUUCAUGAAAUCGACGUUCUGAAAGGAGAAACUCAAAACGCUGAAUACAAACAGGUGAAUCCAGAUGGAAAAAUUCCAUCGAUCGUUGAUGAUGAUUUUCAUUUGGGCGAGUCUCAUACAAUAAUGCGCUAUAUAUGUGCAAGCAGGAAUCUACCUGAUCAUUAUUAUCCAAAUGAUAUUAAACAACGUGCUAGAGUUGAUUAUUGGUUAGACUGGCAUCACACAAAUUUACGUCACGGAUCAAUCCGUUUAAUAAAAGCAAAUAUACUUGCUCCUAUUAAAAAAUAUUCGCAACAAACAAUCGAUGAAUCACGAAAAGAAGGUGACGCUGUGUUAAAAUCAAGUUUAAACUUCAUGGAGGAAGCCCUGAGUAAAAAUAACUAUAUUGCCGGUGGAAAUCAAUUUUCAAUUGCCGAUAUUGCCUUAGCAUGUGAAGUGAUAACCUUGCCAAUUGUAGGAGCCUCAUACGAAUCUUACCCCAAUGUUCAGGCAUGGUUGAAAAGACUUUCAACAGAAAUCAAGUCCUGGCAUGAAGCUAAUGCGAAAUUAGAUCAACUUUUGGCAUCGAAGAGCAAAUAA
Messenger RNA from Rotaria sp. Silwood1, 666 nucleotides. Lineage: Eukaryota; Metazoa; Rotifera; Eurotatoria; Philodinida; Philodinidae. The record is from the annotation of a GenBank genome assembly.